Molecule: messenger RNA, 2838 nt
Organism: Uranotaenia lowii
Lineage: Eukaryota; Metazoa; Arthropoda; Insecta; Diptera; Culicidae
Gene: GPHR
Product: Golgi pH regulator
Exons: 7
Coding region: 174-1526 (450 amino acids)
Biological process (GO): intracellular pH reduction
Cellular component (GO): Golgi cisterna membrane
Molecular function (GO): voltage-gated monoatomic anion channel activity
Source: RefSeq, a predicted model, not a curated record
CAAACACAAAAUAAAGCAAAACAAAACAGUAGUUUGUUGUUUUUAAACGUGGAUCCUUUUAAUUUAGGUGGUUCAAAAGAUUUACGAUUAAAAUAGUGGAAGAUUCUUAGGAUAUCAAACAAUGACUAUCACCCCUCUGGAUUCCCAAUAAAUUCCUCACUUCGAAGCUGGACAUGGCUUUCGUUGAGGACACGAUAAUAAUCCUCGUCUCGCAGGUCUUCUUCUUCAUAGGAGGAUGGAUCUUUGUGGUAAAGCAACUGUUCCGGAACUACGAGAUCCGGCAUGUGUUUGUGCAGCUGAUAUUCUCGAUCACCCUGUCACUGUCACUGACCAUGUUCGAGCUGAUCAUCUUCGAGAUUAUCGGCUUCCUAGAUUCCAGCUCCCGGUAUUUCCACUGGAAGCUCGGUUUGACGUUGCUUCUGAUUAUGGUCAUUGCGUUGAUUCCGUACUACAUAGCCUAUUCCGGCAUCAGUAACAUCCGUUUGGUUCCUCAAAAGUGGGUCAAACCGUUAACGACUUUCAUUUGGUUCUGCUAUCUGUACGUCUUUUGGAGAAUCGGCGAUCCGUUUCCUCUGCUGAGCGUUGAUAGAGGAAUCUUUACAAUAGAGCAGGCUGUUUCCCGGAUUGGUGUCGUAGGCGUAACUGUAAUGGCAAUCUUGUCCGGUUUUGGUGCAGUAAAUUAUCCAUACACCAGCAUGUCCUAUUUCAUCAGACCAGUAUCACAGAGUGAUGUAGCAAACAUUGAACGAAGACUAAUGCAAACGAUGGAUAUGAUUCUGAUAAAGAAGAAACGGAUUGCACUGGAUCGGAGGAGAGCUAAGCCGAAUGCCAAACCCGGCAUUUGGGGCAUGAUCAGCAGUGUGACGCAAAGACCACCGGGAGCUGAAAAUAUAGGUCAGCUGAGACUGGAAAUAUCGGCGUUGGAGGAACUUUCAAGACAACUCUUUUUGGAGGCACAUUCUUUGAAAAACAUGCAAGAACGAGAACGAUGGGCAGCAACCUUGCAAGGGAAAUAUUUCAACGUACUUGGCCACUUUUUCAGCCUGUACUGUUUGUGGAAGAUCUUCAUUUGCACGAUCAACAUAAUUUUCGAUCGAGUCGGGAAGAAGGAUCCGGUUACUCGUGGCAUUGAAAUUGCGGUCCACUGGUGUGGCUUCGAUAUGGACAUAGCCUUCUGGAGUCAGCAUGUAUCUUUCUUGCUUGUCGGAUGUAUCGUUGUGACUUCCAUUCGGGGGCUGUUGCUGACCUUGACUAAGUUCUUCUACAAAAUCUCGUCCAGCAAAUCGUCGAACAUCAUCGUCCUGGUGCUAGCUCAGAUCAUGGGCAUGUACUUUUGUUCCUCGGUGCUGUUGAUGCGAAUGAACAUGCCCGCAGAAUAUCGGGUCAUCAUAACGGAAGUGCUGGGGGGUUUGCACUUCAACUUCUACCACCGGUGGUUCGAUGUCAUCUUUCUUGUGAGUGCCCUGACGACGAUCGUUAUCUUGUAUCUGCUGCAUAAACCCCCGAAUGUCGAUACAAGUAUGUGAUAAGAACGAUUAGCUAAGUGUCUAAAUAUCGGUAUGUAUUGAAUCCUCACCACUUUGCUGGAAGCCGAUGAAAGAAAACUACGCAAAUUUCAAAUUUUUUGAGGUCAAAUCUUUGAGACUGUACGCUUUGGGUGUGCUUAAAAGAGUAGACAUCAACAAUCUUUAUUGAUUUUGGAAUAAGCUAAAGGUUUUCAAAAGCAUGCUCUGAAGUAAAACCCUUCAAACUCUAGUUCUCAUCCAUGUGGAGUGUCCUUAGAUCAGUCCUGAAAACUCUUGAAAAAACCAAACUUUUGACUGCACUGAGUGAUCGUUUGGCUUUUAAACCAACAUUCCGUUUUUCGGUAGCCAUAUAACGAAUAAUACAAAGGUUCUAGAAAGUUGUAAGUUGGCGACACUAGUCAAAUCAAAAGAAUCAUCAAUAUUUUUAUUUCACUCAUCCUGCCGAAUCAAUCGAGUCUUUAAAAGAGCUUAUCAAAAAACUUUUAGUUGAAAAAUAUCAUACAAUACAUCCUAUUCCACAAAUUAUUUAUGAUUGUUUCGUCAAAGUUAAUCAACUUUAUAAUUCCAUAAAAGAACAAAAAUCUUGUCGAAAUUUUACGAUUUUCAAACGUUUUAGUUUUACGCAAAUUAUAAAUUGUGAAUGAGAAUCAUACAUUUCAUAAGGUGAGUUGAAAUAAAACAUUUCAAUGGUUACACUAGUGAAUUCUAUUUUAUUUUGUCAAGAUUAAUAUUUUUUACGAUUUUCUACAUGUCAAACCAUAAUUUUGAAAUUUUAUUCUACCAUCAUGUCAAACUAUUUUGAUGCUUUUGGCCUAAGAGUCGUCACUAUGUCAUCUUGUAAUAACAUGUAUUUCAAAAAUCUAUGCACUUGCAAAGAUAAGUUGAAGAUAAAAAUUCAACAAAAAUAACGAAAUUUAGAACUUUGGUUUCCGUAAAAGCCGAAUUUUCAUAAGCAGUACCAGUGCGCAAUAAACAAAAUGUAUGAUCGCUUUGCUUAACAUAUGAAAUAUAUUCGAUAAGUUUCCCAUUAGAAACAUUUGGGAACUGAGCAAUAUCAUCCACUGAUAAGUUAAAAAAAAGUUGUAUUUAUCAUUAUUAUUUAUCUUGAAAAGCGUUGAUCAAAAUGAGCAAUAAGCGAAAUUAUGACCGAAAAUAUAACCGAUAAGGAGACCCCUAAAACACGAAAAAAACCAACGGAUGUAAAUACUUUUUUUAGCAUUUAAGUGCGUACACUGCAUGUGACUGAAUGGAAUGACUGAUGCUUAAGAUUGCAUACAAUAAAAUACUAUCACGGAAGUAAUACGAACAAGAA